GCCGCCGCUGUCCCCGCGCCCGGCUGCCGCCUCCCGCCGCCGCCGAGAAUGGAGGCGCCGCUGCCGCGGGGCUUCUCCGAGGAGCAGUUUCGGGCCGCCUGCCGGGAGCUGGACCGGCCGGCGCCGGCUGCGGGGGCGGCCUGGCAGCUCUUUGUGGAGAGCAUGGGCGUGAGGAUCUACCGGCUGUACGACGAGCAAUCAGGACUUUAUGAGUAUAAAAUCUUUGGUGGUCUCUCUGACUGUCCCCCAAAACUGUGUGUGGAUGUCUAUAUGGACUUAGAUUUCAGAAAGCAGUGGGAUCAGUAUGUGAAAGAGCUGUCUGAGAAGACAUAUGAUGGUGAAAAAGUAAUCUACUGGGAAGUGAAGUACCCUUUUCCUCUCUCAAACAGAGAUUAUGUCUAUAUUCGUGAAUGUCGAGAGAUGGAUGUUGAUGGGCGGACAAUCUGGGUUGUGUUAGCUCAAAGUGUGACUGUUCCUCAGUGUCCUGAAAAGCCUGGUGUUAUCAGAGUUCAAAGCUAUAAACAAAGUCUGGCAAUUGAAAGUGAUGGCAAGACUGGAUCUAAAGUCUAUAUGUACUAUUUUGAUAAUCCUGGUGGCAUGAUCCCAUCAUGGCUGGUCAAUUGGGCUGCCAAGAGUGGUGUGCCUGCCUUCUUGAAGGAUAUGCAAAAAGCUUGCCAUAAUUAUUCUAAGAACACAUAGGUCAAAGUUGAUAUGAAUUGUUUAACUGCUAGAGCUCUGCACUUAUAGGAGUAGCUAUUGUAUAUUACAAUGGAUAAAAUCUACCUCUAAUAUUGGAAAUCAUUCUCUUUUAUUUGAUUUAUGCCUUAUAUUUUACUAGAUCUUUAUUUCCAUCUCCAGCUGAAGAGCUAGCUACUGACACAGUAACACCAUCAGCUGCAUUUUUUACUUAAGUUUAGCCUUGUCACCGAGGCUUUGCUUAUGCUGAUGGUCUGCUAGAGGAGUUCUUUUGAUUGCAAUAUUAUCUCCUCAGAUAAGAGACAACAGUCUUGCUAGGAAAAAUGUCUUAACCUGGAUUGAAAAUUUUCUGCAUCUGUUUUGCCUGGAUCUGCCUUGGUGGCCUUUCAGGGUGGCUUCCUACCCAAAUUGAAUAAUGGAAUUUGAAUUGCUUAGGAGGAAGCAAUUUUGCUACCCAAAUUUGUAAUGCUGAAACUGUCUGCCUGCUGUAAAUCUAAAAAGUGCUGAGGGCAUAUAGGUAAAUUGCUGGAAGUCUGCAGUAGGGACUGUAACUCUGUCACUAAGCUUCUUUCUGGCUUUAAGUCCAGAUACAAGUCCAGAUACAGGACUUGUGCCUAAAGCUUUGCAUUCGUAUCUCAAUACCCUUGUAUGAAAAGUAAAAAAAAAAUAGCAGAUUCCACCUAGAAAGAAAAAAGGAGGAGUUGGCUUCUAUGUCUCAUUGAAGGGGAACAAGUUGUAUCUUCAGAGUCAGUAGCCUUAUCUGUAAAGCAGCUUGGAUACCAGCUUUAAAUUGGAAAUAAUUUUAAACUGUCUGCCUGCAAUACAAUGUGUAUAAACUUGAUGUGAGACUUAUACUUGUGUUUUUAAACUUCAUGCUGCUGUAAAGAAUGAAACUGUAAUUUUGGAUUGUAAUCCACUAAAAGCAUAAAUGUGCAGGAAAUUAAAUUUCCAGCUCCUUUGUGGGGGUUGUAUCUAGGGAGACAGGGAGUGCAUGAAGAGGGAUCAGUCUCAGGGAUUUAAAAUAUUCUGCAUUGCUACUAAACCUAAUCCUGUUAUGAAACAAAUCUUGUAAUGGAGUAGCUUUGUCUUGUUAAAGAAGAAAUGGUUGAAGUGAUAGCCUUUAUACUUUGUGUAAAUAUUUGUCUCCAAGAAGUCAUUAUUCUAUCUGUGCAGUGAACUUAGAGUUUCAGGGUUUACAAGCGAUGUGUACCUAGUGAGCAUAUGCACAGAGAUGAAUCAUGUACAGUUAAGGUAAUCUUUUUUUUCAUUUUUUUUCUCCAACCAAUCUGUUGUUUUGUUUAGUCUUUAAUGAAAUUAAAGCAGGAGAAAGAGUGAAAGGAUUUUCAGAAAUUAAUGAUUGCAUCUUUGUCUUUAUAGUUAUUUGUCAUCAAGACAGAGCAUACAUUUGUCUGCAGUGGGCUGAAACAGUGAGACUGAGCAUUCGAGAGGCUGAAUGGCUCCAUUGUCAAUCUCACUGAAAACUUGAUUUCCUACAGACCCCACACAGAGCAUAUAGAAUCCGUGGCCUUUGCUCACUUAUCCUUAUUUAAAGCAUUGCACAAGUGCACUCUUGUGCUGUACACAACUUUCAAAUUAAAACACACGUGAUUAAAAAGUAGUUGCUGAAAACAGUUUUUCCUCUAUUUGCAGGCAACUAACCAGUUACGAGAUGAAUGCAACAUCAGAUCUUCUGUUAAAUUUAGGGCCCCAUAGGCUUUCAUGGUGACAUGAAUAUGCAGUGACACAGCAGUUUUAGGUAUAUGUUGUUACACCUAUCUUGUAUUACUAGAGAAGAAAACAGGAGUUACAGCUUUCUAUAAUGUAGUUUCUUGUAUAAAUGGAAGGUCACAAUCAGAAAGUGUUGGUAUUUUUCAGUCUUUGUAUGUAAAGACAUUCAUAAAGAAUUUUAGAACGUUAUUCAUGACUGAUUAAAUACUGAUCUUGUAUAAAUUACACAUGCAUCAUGUAAUCUUUUCUGGAUAGCUUGAACAGAAAUCUACCUGCUGUGAAACUUUUAAGUCAUGCAUUAUGAGUUCUAGUGCAUGGCAUUACAAAUAUGGAAGCCCUCUUCCUGUGCUUUUUGUUAAUGUAGUGCUCAAAAGUUUUCUGUUUCCGCCAACUUGCCUAAAAAUGGAGCUCAAGGCUUGUUCUUUUAGAAUGAUCUCUAAGCAUAGAGUUGUUUGAAUAAAAAGAGUGAAGCACUUCUGUGA
Messenger RNA from Colius striatus (speckled mousebird), 2906 nucleotides. RefSeq names its product phosphatidylcholine transfer protein (gene PCTP). The transcript has 6 exons. Lineage: Eukaryota; Metazoa; Chordata; Aves; Coliiformes; Coliidae. Bases 49 to 699 code for a protein of 216 amino acids. Gene Ontology annotation, molecular function: phosphatidylcholine binding; phosphatidylcholine intramembrane carrier activity. The record is from RefSeq and is a predicted model, not a curated record.